This is a messenger RNA of Teleopsis dalmanni, 2425 nucleotides long. RefSeq names its product E3 ubiquitin-protein ligase MYLIP-A (gene dnr1). Gene Ontology annotation, molecular function: ubiquitin-protein transferase activity. Gene Ontology annotation, biological process: ubiquitin-dependent protein catabolic process. Gene Ontology annotation, cellular component: cytoskeleton. The coding region runs from base 249 to 2273 and encodes 674 amino acids. The record is from RefSeq and is a predicted model, not a curated record. The transcript has 4 exons. NCBI's taxonomy places the organism in Eukaryota, Metazoa, Arthropoda, Insecta, Diptera, Diopsidae.
UAAAAUCACGGACGAAAUUUCAAUUUUCAAUUCAAUCAACCUGUAGAUUUUUGAUUAAAAGCAUAGAAAACACAGAAAUAGAGCGAAGAUUUGCAGAAGAGACAAUACAGAAAGAAAAAACAAGAACUUGGAUUUUACCAUACAUAGACGUAGAAAAUAAAAAAAAUAGAAAUUUUUCUAUAUGUAAAACAAAGUCUGUGAAGUAAAACAAAUAUUAAUAGUAUUUACUAAAAAAAAACAAUAUCAAAAUGUGGUGCAUUGUCAAUUUGCCGAACGGUACUCAACAGGCCGUCAAAUGGGAUCCAAAAGCCAUUGGACAAGAAUGUCUAGAAAAGGUGUGCAAAGCUUUAGGCAUAAUCUGUGAAAUGGAGUACUUUGGUUUAGAACAUUGGUCUCCUAGCCAAGAAGAAUCACGUACUCGACAAUGGAUAAACUUAAGAAAUCGACUUUCAUGUGAUGGCAGCAAUGGGAUGCAACUUAUGCUUGCUUUACGUGUUAAAUUCUGGGUACCAGUCCAUCAUAUACUGCAAGAAAGUGCACGAAAUUUAUUUUAUAUGCAAGCAAAAGUGGAUCUAUUGGAGGGUCGUUUAAACGCACUUGACUGGGUUAAUGCAGCUAAAUUGGCAGCUUUAUUAUGUCAAGCUGAUGGUAUUCGUUUCAAUGAAUCUGCUGUAAAAUCAAAAUGCCCCUUACGUAUAAAACGUGAAGAAGAAUUACUUAGGCAGCAACAACAACAACAACACCAGCAACAGCCCCAUACCAAUUGUAAAGAAAGAAAAGAUAAGGAAUAUGUUUUGUCAUUUAAAAAACGUCGCCUUUCCAAACAGAAAUCGGUUGAAAAUAUCGAUAAUACAUACACAUGUUCAGCUGCUGCUAGUACUAGUGGUUUGCAAUCAUCAUCAUCAUCUACCUCAACUGCUUCAACUUCUAACAGUGCCUAUGCUCCACAAACCUCCAACACUUCGACAUUAAGAAGUACUACCUCUGCUCAAACUAAUAACACCACAUCAUCCUCUUCGCCUAGUCCAACUAAUUCUAAUUCAAAAAUUAAUCUCAAUCAACAAAAUGCAAAUACCGAUUCUACCUCAACCACAACAUCUUUGCUCUCCAUAUAUAUGGACUAUAUAGUACGACCCGAUGCUGAAUGUGGUGAAAUGCCAGAAGAUUUUUUGCGGCAGAUAGCUUUUGAACAUGGAAAGCUAGCAACUUUGGAAAUGACUUCAAAAUCAGCCAAAUAUUGGUUACUGAAAGAAAUACAAGAUUUGCCAGGUUAUGGAGAGGAAAUUUUCAAUGGUGUCACAACCAAUGAAACUUCAACACGCUGUGAUAUUUCGGUGGGUGCGAACGGUAUUAUUGUUAAUGCAGGAGAUGAAAAAUACAACAUCCCUUUUAGUGCCAUUGCUGCUGCAAAAUCGUUUCGUCGCGUUUUUAAGUUGGAAUACGUCGAUGAUCACAAUAUGCGCAGAGAGUUGGAGAUAAAAUUGCCAAAGCACGCAAUCGCAGCUGGCCUAUAUCGCUCCAUAACCGAGCGUCACGCAUUUUACGUAUGUGAUAAGGUGCGAGGUGUUGUCACAAAUCAAUUUACACGUGAUCUCAAAGGGACUAUUGCGUCUAUGUUCAAGGAAGAUACAGAAUUAGGAAAACGAUAUGUGUUCGAUAUACAGCAUACAUGCCGUGAGGUGCAUGAUCAAGCACGCCGUAUAUUACACGAUCGUGGCAUUGCCGUAACGAAUCAACUGAGCUAUGGCAAUACUAUUAACAAAUUCUUGCCAAGUGGCUCAUUAGAUGGUGAAGAUGGAUUACUGAGUAGUGAAACUGAGGGUGACGGUGAAGCAGGUGCUUCAAGUAGUGGCUUAAGUUUGAAUGCUGGUGAUUCUAUGGCGUGCAAGUUAGAUUUGGCAAUACGUGAGAAAAAAGAACGUGAAGCGGCGAUUGAGCGUUGUGUUGAUACACGAAUAUCGGAAGCUAUGACAUGCAAAAUAUGUAUGGAUCGUGCCAUUAAUACUAUGUUCAAUCCUUGUUGUCACGUUAUGGCAUGCACGCAAUGUGCAGCAAGGUGUACCAAUUGCCCGAAUUGUCGCGUUAAAAUCACAGACGUUGUCAAGAUCUAUCUACCGCCAGAAUUGCGUACCAGCUUAUCCAGUAGUUCCGGUGCCAGCAGCAGUAUUAACUCCCAAAGCAGACAAAACAGUCAGGAGACCAAUCGUAAUGAAACCAGAGCAGCAACUAGCACACAACCCACGACAAUCCCAAAGAUAACGACAACUGCAUAGAACUGGCUGCGUUCGCUCAUUUUACGCUUGUUAGAAUGGGUUUGUGUACCGCUGGUAUAAUCGGAUAGUAUUGAGCAGAUAUAUACAUUAAAACAAAUACUUAAUAGAGUCAUCAAAUUGAAAUAUAAACAUUAUAUCUGCGAAUAAAUUUA